UUAUCAUUUUCCUUUUGUUAUGGGGUUCAGCGGAUUAAGAGAGAGAGAACAGCGACCUCGACUGUGCUGUGUCUGCAAUCAGUUCCUUGCUCUUAAUUUUCUAUCCUCAUUUUGCUCUGCAUCAUUUUCAGAAGGCGAUGGUCUAUUUCCCCUCUGCAAAAGGGAGAGAUAGAUGCAUCCGUAGGUUCGAUCAAUAGGCUAGAGAGAGAGAGAGAGAGAGAGGUUGUCUGCUGUAUAAGAAGAGAGCAAAGCGGAAUAAAAUAAAAGAGAGGAAAAAAUAAAGCUACCAGUCAGAAGGACAACGAUGUAUGUGUUUUAAGGCUCCUGGACGCCCCUCCUGCAACUCUCAUGAGGCAGGUUCUCCCCAGAUGACAUGGUUGUGCUAAAUCCGCUGCCACCACCACUACCACAGUCGCCGCCAAGGCAAAGCCACCACCGUGCGGAGAAACCACAAAGGAGGAAACAAACAAAAGGCGCAGGAGAAGCGGCGGGAUCAACCAGCAGCAGCAGCAUAGGUGGGGAGUAAGGUGUAAGAAGUUCUGAAUUCUAUGUCCGAGAGCCUGCAAGAAGGAGGCUUCGGAUUCACCGAUGGUUUUGGGAGGCCAAGAGUCCGGAGCCACCAACAACCCCAAAUCCAAGCACCCCACAUCGCUCAGCAACUCCGCCGUGAUAAAUUGAGAUUCUUCCCGGGAACGUCUAGCCUCGACAACAUCCUGGAAGGUCACCAGCAGCAGCAUCUGCAGCAGCAGGAUCCACACAUCCAAGGCUACGAGAGCUCAAGCAUGAUGCUCUCGGAAAUGUUCAACUUCCAACCGGGAGCAGAUCUGCUCGGCAUCCCCUCCCAUCUACAUGGAAAGCAUGGAAACAUUGUGAAUUGGAAGAGCCACAACAGUGGCAGCGGCAACGGCAACAGCAUCACCAAUGAUUGGUACAGCGGUGGUAGGCAAGCCGGGGUCUUGAACCCAAACCCCCACCCUCACUUGACUUCUUUGGGAGUAUCAAAGGAAAGCGGUGGCAACAAUAACCACGCUGGCCAUGAUGAUGAUCAUGAUAACAUCAACAAUAACGUUAGCAAUAACAAUAACACCGGCAAUAGGCAUGAGAAUAAUAGCGGUAAUAAUAUAGGGCAUCAUCAGAUUUCCAGCAUAAAUGCAGAUGCGGCAGCCAUGCAGCUGUUCCUGAUGAACCCGGAGCCGGAGCAGCCCUCAGCACCACUUCACAUGCUUCUUCCCGGCCCCUCCGCGGACGCCCAUCAACUCCAGCAACUGCAUCACAACUUCUCGCCCACCACCGCCUUUUCGGCCACUGCCAACAACGUGAUUCCGGCAGCCGUGCAGCUGCAGCAGUUGAAUUGGGGCGGAAGCGGCGCAGCUGCAGCCAGCAGUGGCGUUGGGAAGUUGAGGAAUUGGGGAGGGGGAGGUGAAGCAGAAGGCGGGAAGAUAGCGGAGAAUCAGGGGCUUUCGCUCUCUUUAUCAUCGCUGCAGCACCUGGAAGCGGCCAUGCACGGAGGGGAGGGGGCUGCAGCGGCCGUGGCUGGAGGGAAGGCGGAGGAAUUGAGAAUGGAUGGAGUAGUCUAUUACCCUUCUCAAGCUCAUCAGAGUGGGCUGUACGCACUGAAGAGCGGUAUAGUUGCCAAUAGUGUUGUUGGUGCUGGUGGUGGCGCUAGUGUGCCGGGCCUGCAGGCUCUCCAGGUUCACCUGGGCUCGAGCCCCAUGGCCUCCGUCUCAAUCCACUCGUCUAUGAUCCUGAGGAACUCCAAGUAUCUAAGGGCUGCCCAAGAGCUAUUAGAAGAGUUCUGCAGUGUUGGGAGGGGGCAGAUAAAGAGCAGAAGGUUAGGGAAGCAGGAGAGCUCUAAAUGGGGAUCCACCAAUAACACGGGGGACACGAACCCUUCCUCUUCUCAAUCUCCUCACGCUCCACUGUCUUCUUCUGAUAGAUUUGAACACCAAAGGAAGAAAACCAAGCUCCUUGCCAUGUUGGAUGAGGUGGACAGAAGAUACAACCAUUACUGCGAGCAAAUGCAGCAGGUUGUUAACUCAUUCGACUCGGUGUUGGGGAUUGGGGCAGCACUGCCGUAUACAUGUCUUGCUCAGAAGGCCAUGUCAAGGCAUUUUAGAUGUUUGAGGGACGCAAUAGCCGGCCAACUGAGGACUACUAGCGAGCUCCUUGGCGAGAAGGACGUGAGUGGGUUGACAGGAAUCACUAAAGGAGAGACACCAAGGCUUCGUCUGCUCGAUCAAACCCUGAGGCAGCAGAGAGCCUUCCACCAGAUGGGCAUGAUGGAGCAGGAAGCAUGGCGCCCACAGAGAGGACUUCCAGAGCGCUCGGUUAACAUCCUCAGAGCCUGGCUUUUCGAGCACUUCCUUCAUCCGUACCCGAGUGACGCGGAUAAGCAUCUGCUGGCUCGACAGACCGGCCUAUCUAGAAACCAGGUGUCCAAUUGGUUCAUUAAUGCCAGGGUUCGGUUGUGGAAACCCAUGGUGGAAGAGAUGUACCAAGAAGAAGCCAAAGACGACCAUGGUGCCUCUGGCUUCGGCUCUGCUUCCGCUUCUGCUGCUGCUGCUGCAACUGGCGCUGGCUCAGCAGCUGCAGAGGGAGCAGCGGGGUCAGCCGGCAAAAGAUGCGAUGUUAAUAUGGCAGAAAAGGAUGCGACGGCCAAUCCUGCUCAGACCGCAAUCAAUAAACACCCCAAUUUGGCAGCAACCCUCGUCAGCAUCACCAGCCACCACCACACCAUUUCCAGCCAAAACGAUCCCGGAAAAGAAGCCGGAAGCCUCCUUCUGGACGACUCCCCACCACAGGAUCCUGUUCCUCCGCUCUCCGGCGACUCUGAUUCUUUCGAAUUCUCUGGCCGGAUGCCCGUUGACGCCGAGCCCGGUCUCUCCCUGCCCGUUGGGUACGGUGGUAACGGGCUCUACCAUGGUCGCGACCUGAGCCAUAUAUCUCUGACGCUCGGACUCCGGCACGCCGGCGGCUUGCAGGAGCAAAGCCGGUUCACUGUACGUCCCGGGGGCCGAGGGUUUAAAGCCGGGGAGAGCCAACUCCUGCGGGACUUCGCCGGUUAGCUUAGCUAUAAUGCAGCUGCAUUGGUGCAAACUCAGUAUUAAUGUGGCGCCGGGAAUUUUUCUGGUUGCCUGAAUUCAACUCGGAAUCCAGUGUAGAUUGGAAAUCAGGUACGCCCUCUGUAUACGUAUAUACAUUAUAUGUACGUGUGGAUGUAUGAAAGGGAUUCUGUAUUGAAAUUAUAUCGUGUCGGAAGACACGAUCGAAAUGCUUAGAAUUUUAGGUUUUCUGUAACUCUUUUAAAUCCUCUUUGUUAAGUGUAGGGAUGUAUUAUAAUAGAUUGUUAGAAACAAUAUCUUCAUUAUCACCAUCAA
Nymphaea colorata (pocket water lily) is the source of this 3377-nucleotide messenger RNA. Its product is annotated as BEL1-like homeodomain protein 4. The transcript has 5 exons. The coding region runs from base 549 to 3065 and encodes 838 amino acids. Gene Ontology annotation, biological process: regulation of transcription by RNA polymerase II. Gene Ontology annotation, molecular function: RNA polymerase II cis-regulatory region sequence-specific DNA binding; DNA-binding transcription factor activity, RNA polymerase II-specific. Lineage: Eukaryota; Viridiplantae; Streptophyta; Magnoliopsida; Nymphaeales; Nymphaeaceae. The record is from RefSeq and is a predicted model, not a curated record.